UAAAAUAUUUGAAAUUAUAUUGAUAUUAAAAGCCGUAUGCGUGUAUAUAAACGGUCAGUAUUGGUUAAAAUACUGAAAAUAUAUAUGUGUGUGUAUGUGUUUCUUAGAGAGUGCGCGAAAGCUGUAGUUAAUCUUUCUCUCGAAAUUAAAUGAAAAGUCGCUCAUAUUGCUAAUUUACUUAUAAUUUUAUACAUAUUUUUUUGUUUUUCUGUGGUACUUCUUUUACUGUUUCAAAAAAAAAGUAUCUCGUAGUAAUUACAUUUACAUUUACGUUUAAUCUUUCAAUUCCCGUUUGGAUACGAAGAUGGUACGAAAAUAGAAGCUUCUGUGUAAUACGAGCUGACUCCCUGAUAUAGUGCUUUCUCUCGGACGGUUAUUUUCGACCGAUCCUACUGCACUGUCCAGACGCUCAACAGAACGUAGAAAAAGCGUCAACGACCGCGGGUGCCACUUCGAGUGUCCACUAAUCGGCUCGAGUAUUUCAAUGAAUCAAUGCAUUUUCUAGUUGGCUGAGGAACUAACACAAGAAUAUGGUAUUCCUGAAGAUAUAUCUGUGAAGAUUACAACAACAUAUUUGAAGCUCUUUAGAAAAUGUCCUGAUAAUGUAAUUCACACCUUGGAUGUUUGGCGUAUAACUUUAUGGAGUAGAGCACUUGGAGAAAAGUACUCAUAUCUAGCAAAAAAAGUUUACGAGCGAUGGUUGUGUCUACGAUAUUAUUAUUUGACUCUGCCGUCAGAUAUAGUUUCUAUGCUCCAUCAAUUGAGGUUAAAGUACCUCUUAGGUUUGAUUACAAAUGGUCCAUCUAAUGCACAAUGGGAAAAAAUACGAAAACUUUCACUAGAACAAUAUUUUGAUAUAAUUCUUGUAUCAGGAGAUUUACCAUGGGAAAAACCCAAAAGGGAAAUAUUUCGAAAAGCAUACCGAUUUUUAAAUGUUAAACCAGAUAGUUGUGUAAUGGUUGGUGACAAACUGGAAACUGAUAUCCUGGGUGGAAUAGAGGCAGGUCUAGGGUGUACAAUUUGGAUUCCAACAUUGGAUAAACCACCCUUAUUAAGGGGAGAUCCACAACCAGAUUUUACUAUAAGGCAUGUCACAGAUCUCUUAAGUAUUUUAAAUAGAGGUCCUGAUGCACCGGAACUUGAAGAUUCUUCUUCAAAUGCGUCAGAUGGUAGUUGAUAAAAGGAGAGAUUAUUACUUCAAACUCUUUCAAAUAUUAUAGCUGAUCAGAGGUCACAUUUUUAUAUAGAGAACUUGCUAAUUAUUUUCUCAUAGUUAA
Bombus pyrosoma is the source of this 1277-nucleotide messenger RNA. Its product is annotated as N-acylneuraminate-9-phosphatase. The record is from RefSeq and is a predicted model, not a curated record. The transcript is spliced from 4 exons. Bases 749 to 1177 code for a protein of 142 amino acids. Lineage: Eukaryota; Metazoa; Arthropoda; Insecta; Hymenoptera; Apidae.